AUGGAUUCUUCAGCUACUGAGGCAUUUCCCCAAAUUCAGGAAAUAUUACUGGAGUUUCAUGCAGGGAAAAUGCUUUUGGAGGGAAACCGUGUUAUCCCUGAUUCUCGUAAAGGACUUGUUCGAAUAGGAAGGGGUGAAGAAGGGCUAAUCCAUUUUCAGUGGCUGGAUCGAUCUUUGCACAUUGUUGAAGAUGACCAAAUUAUCUUUCCAGAUGAAGCAAUUUUUGAAAAGGUGAAUCAAUCUUCUGGAAGGGUUUACAUCCUGAAGUUUCAUACGGAUGACAGGAAGUUCUUCUUUUGGAUGCAGGAAACCAAAUCUGAAAUUGAUACACAGUUAUGUACCUCCGUCAAUUUGUACCUGAAUCAGCCUCUAGAGUUAAGUGAUGAAGAGGAGCCCGACGCUUCAGUCCCUGCACCGAUUUCUGAAGAUAUGGUGGAAGAAGAUAUUUCAUCAAGGGCUGGUAAUUUGGUGGGCUCUGGCAUGGGUGCUGAAGGAACUAGUGAAGUAACCUCUUCCGGACCAGUAAAGUUGGCAGAUCUGCAGAGAAUAUUAAGUAACAUAGGGUCAGCAGAUGAAGCAGGAGAUCCAGAGGCAGGCUUGGGAUUAGGUGAUAUUUUGAAGCCAGAGUUUAUAUUGCCACUUAUUGAUGAACUUCCAUUGGAACAACAAUUGGCGCCAUACUUACCUGAGGGUCAAUGGACUUUGGAGGAGUUAAUAGAAUUGCUACAGAGCCCUCCAUUCCGCCAACAAUUAGAUUCAUUUACAUAUGUGCUGCGAACUGGGCAGGUAGAUCUGACUCAGUUUGGAAUCGAUCCAAGCAAAUACAAGUUCACCGUGCCUUCAUUUCUUGAGGCACUUGAAGAUUCUGUUUCCGAUGAGUCAGGUCAAUUGGGCAGUGAUUUAAGAUCUCAGACAUGCAACCGUGGUGAUCCAGUGGAUGAAGGCCAAUAG
Molecule: messenger RNA, 951 nt
Organism: Fraxinus pennsylvanica
Lineage: Eukaryota; Viridiplantae; Streptophyta; Magnoliopsida; Lamiales; Oleaceae
Source: the annotation of a GenBank genome assembly